This is a messenger RNA of Mobula hypostoma (lesser devil ray), 5466 nucleotides long. Its product is annotated as F-box/LRR-repeat protein 6-like. The coding region runs from base 180 to 1868 and encodes 562 amino acids. Gene Ontology annotation, molecular function: protein binding. The transcript has 10 exons. The record is from RefSeq and is a predicted model, not a curated record. Gene Ontology annotation, cellular component: SCF ubiquitin ligase complex. NCBI's taxonomy places the organism in Eukaryota, Metazoa, Chordata, Chondrichthyes, Myliobatiformes, Myliobatidae.
GAGAGGCGGCUUGCGGCGGGAAGUAUGGCGGCGUCUGAGGGAAUGAGCGGAGUGAGUGCGGGAUGAGAGGGACGGCGGUCGGAGGUGACACUGUGACGUUCCUCUUUGUGCUUUUACUGUUGGAUAAGGACUCGUCCAGCCAAAGCAUUUCAUGAGGAGGACUGAGAGGGGACACCCUGAUGGAAGGCUCUUCGUCUCCCCACACCUCCAGGCAGGCAUCUCGCAAACGGGAACGGAGUGUGGAAAGCCGGGGUGGAUCACGCAGCCGGGUGACGGCCAAGCCAGCGAAGAAGAUGCGGCGGACAGCGCAGUGGAAUGCCGCUAACUACACGGUCCAUGAGACCGACAGUGACAUGCUCCUGAUCAUUUCCAAUGAGGGCAAGGUGCAGAGGAGGCCCAGGCCCAGAAAGCCAAGGGGCAAGAGGAACAACUGCCGGCUCAGCAAGAAGCCCAGUGCUCAUGCGGCGAAUCCCUCUCUGCCCAAAACGAAGAUGAGGGGCACCAGCUCCGAACGUGCUGAAGGUCAGCACAGCGCAACAGAUCCAGAAGCAAAGGGCCAGAAAGAAGAGGAGGUUGACCGGUGGGGCCAAAAGCUUCCGAUUGAAGUGUUGGUUCAUAUCUUCCAUUACGCGGUGUCAUCCGGUGGAGCUGUACCAUUUCUCUGCAGAGUGGCUCGAGUGUGUCAGCUGUGGAAUGGAGCCGCUGAGAACCCCAGACUGUGGCGCAGGGUUACCAUCUCUCACUGCUGGGCCAGUCCUGGAAAGAAACUGCAGCCUGUGGUUCAGCGAAAAAUCCAGAACACAUUAAGCUGGCUGACAGAGAACAGGUUUUCACAACUUCGUGAGUUCUCUCUCUGCCACUGGAACAACCUAGUGAGUUACACCCUGAAGGCUGUCGCUGAGUCCUGUCCUCACUUAACCUCCUUGCGACUGACCAACUGUAAUGGUGUCUCAUCCGAUGUCUUUGAAGCGCUGGCUACCCAUUCCCAGAAGCUGGAAAGUCUGAAUCUACAGCAUUCAGUGGUUGACACAGCAGCAGUAGUCAGUUUUCUGGAGGCAGCAGGUUCAAACCUCAGACAGCUCUGUGUGACGUACAGCAGUCGCCUGCACACCAUCUUCAAUGCCAUUAUGGCUGGCUGCUGCACUGAACUCAGACUACUGGAGGUCAACACCGAGAUCAAGCAGACUAACCCCUACUUCCAGUUUUGCAUUGAGAUGCUACAGGCUGGCUGCCCCAAACUACAGGUUCUGAGACUGCUGAAUCUGACCUGGUUCCCAAGGGCUUGCACAAUGGUCGUUUCCCCUGAGGUUGGCUUCUCUGAGCUGGAGGAGCUGUGCCUGGCCACCUCGUCCUUCUCGCUGGUCACAGAUGAGGUUCUGGUAAAGCUGCUGCACCUGUCGACCAAGCUGCGGACCUUGGACCUCCGAGGUUGCUAUCGGAUCACAUCGGGGUCACUACAGCUUCUGCCCUGCCAAGACCUCUCGCGGUUGUUCCUGGGGCUAUACUGCAGCACCACCACGCUACUGCUGGCUAAGCAGGGCUCACAGCAAAUAGCUCUGAAGUGGAGACACUCUUUGGAGGAGCUGGACAUCACUGGUCAGUGCUACAAAGAGAAGGACCUUGAGCUGGCCAUGGGGAUCCUGGCAGGGACUGAGGGCAAUGUCAUCCUGCGCUCUCUCAACCUGGCUGGGACAAAAGUCACCCUGGAUGCUAUCAGGGUGGUGGUGAGCAGCUGCUCACAACUCAGCUACCUGAACCUCACAUCCUGUCGCUGUCUGCCCCGGGGCCUAAAGCGCAUCUACCGAGGCCAGGAUGAGAUCAGCCAGUUCAUCAACCGCCUGCUGAGCCGCAGCGUGGGAGAGCAGUGACCCACUGGGGACCACAGGCCGCGGGGGGAGGCUGACAGCUAAAUGCUCUGCUCAUGAGACACCAGGAACAGCUGCAGCCCAAUGGUAGAAACAAAGGGCGGUGUAAUAGGCUUGCCUUCGUAAAGCUUUUAUGUCUGGCUCCUUCCUUAAAGUUCAAAGCACAAUCGAUAAAUAAAGCAAAAAAAUAUAUCAACUGCACUGUGCCGGGGCCUGGGACUGCUGAGAUGUAUUGUAGGUCAGCUAACGCGUCGUACAGAUUGGAACUGACCUGGGCUGCGGUCUGCAGCAUUUAUUGUUCCAAACCGAGCCUGGGCUGAAGUCAGUUUGCUGCAAAAUACUCAGAAGAGUUACUGAUUCCUGAUCUACAUCUUGAGCAGACCACAGGAUGUGCUCUGAGCCUGCAGUUUGAAGGUGCCUUGUGAGGGAGCUGGGCAGACGUUGCAUGCAGAUGCAAUUCAUAAAGGAAGCUUGGGCAAGUCGGAUAUUAAGGGGAACAGGUUUGGGCAGUUGAGGGUUUCCUGAGGCAAUACGUGAUCACGAACUGCAGCGUGAUGGUGAGAGGUGAACUCCCGCUCUUAGAUCAGGGAACUGGUUCACGCUCCAUUAGUCACUAAAUGUAAACUAAGCCUUGACUGUGGAGAGUAGCCACCUGUAUAUAGUUAUAAACAGUUUGGUCUAGGCACUGAGGAGAUAAAAAAUCUAUUGCCUUAAGGUUAUUCCAUUUCCUUUACAUUCCCCCAACCCCAGCAUCAUACAGUGUUGCAGUCCACUGUCCAAGGUGCUCUGAUGGUUUUCUAGGUUGUGCCUUAGCUAGGUGGGUCUUUUAAUUUUACUUCCUCGUAAGGAACUUGUUGGUUGCUCUUUUUCUUGGAGCAUGCCCGUAAUUGCUCACUUAUUAGUGUUUGUUUUUUAAGAUAGUCUGUGUGGUGCCACAUGAUGCAGUUUCUUACUUCCAUGCGUUGUGUAGAACUUGCCCCACUGUCUUCUCGUUGAUAUACUGAUUAAGGACCUAGUCAAAGGAACUGGUUCCAAAUGUCCUAAUGGUUGAGUAUUGGGAUUCACUAUUAAUGUUCAGUGAAAUAACAUAGAAAAGCACAGCACAGCACAGGACAGGCCUUUCAGCCCACAACCUAUCAGCCUACACAGCUCUUUAUUUUCUAUCAUCCCUGUGCUUAUCCAAGGGACUCUUAAAUAUCCCUAGUGUAUCUGUCUCUUCUACCAACCCUGAUCGGGCAUUCCUCGGACCUACCACUCUGUUUUAAAAAAAACACAAACAAACAAUCUCUGACAUCCCCCUAUACUUUCCUCCAGUCACCUUAAAAUUAAGCCCCCUUAUAUUUACCAUUUCUGCCUGACCUUUCUCUCAAUGCCUUUAGCAUCCUGUACACCUCCAGCAAGUCACUUCUCAUCCUCCCUCAUACCAAAGAGAAAAGCCCUACCUCAUUCAACCUAUCCUCAUUAGACAUGCUCUCUGAUCCAGGCAGCAUCUCUUCUGUUUUCUAUCUAAAAACUCCACAUCCUUUUCAGGCAACCAGAACUGAGCACAAUACACAAUAAGCAGGAUUUUAUAGAGCUGCAAUAUUACAUCGCAACUCUUGAACUCAAUCCUCCAACUAAGAAAGGCCAACACACCAUAUGCCUUUUAAUUCAACCCUAUCAACUUGUGAGGCAACUUUGAGGGAUCUAUGGACAUUGACCACAAGAUCCAUGUUGAGGGAAUCUGUAACACUGCUAAGACUCUUACCAUUAAUCCUGUACUCUGCCUUCAAGUUCAACCUUCCAAAGUGAAUCACUUCACACUUUUCUGGAUUGAACUCCCAUCUCCAAAAUUACAAUAUUGGAAAUCUUUGAUGCCAGUGUUGGAUGUAUCUGUAUUUGUAUUAUAUCCAUGACUAAUGGCCCCAAGCCCAGCAGAAAGCCUUGGAAAAUGGCUCCAGCAGGAAUCCUACAUAUUCUGGGGCUCCUUGCAUACACGACAGGGACUUUUCAUCAGUUAACAUUGAGGGUCCAGAAACACACUUGGUGUUGCUCAGGCCAGCCUAUUUUAAAACCAUUGUAAUUGUCACUGUAACUGAGUCGAUGUCAGCUUAUUGCCCCCGCUCAUUUGGAACAUAGGCAGUUCCCAUGUAACCAUCUUUCCCUCACCAAAAUCUAGAGGGAAAGGUUUAAGGUGAGGGGAAAGAUUUCAGUGACCUGAGAGGUGACUUCUUCACCGGGGUUGGUAUGUAUAUGGAAUGAGGUGCCAGAGGAAGUAGGUAUAUUAACAUUUGGAUAAAUGUAUGGAUUGGAAUUGUUUGGAGCAAAUGUACCCACCCUAGGGUCCAUGGACCCCUUGGUUACUGGGUAGGGGAUCCAUAGCAUAAUAACAGUUGGGAACUCUUGGUUUAGAAGGAUGUGGGCUAAACAUUGGCAAAUGGAACUAGCUUGGUGUGGACACGGAUUGAAGGGCCUGGUUCUGUGCUGAAUUACUCUAAGAGAAACUGACAGUGCAUACAAUGAUCUUGAUUGUAUGUAUGAAGUAGGAAUGUGCAUUGUGAAAUGUGAUAUUUCUGCACACUGGUACCAGCUCUUUGGUUUUUGACUCAGGGCUAUUACUAAUAACCUUGUAAAAUGCUCGUUUUUUUUUAAAACCCUCUUAUUGCAUGGAAUGGUUGUAACGUGCAGUCACGGUAAUCGGUCAAAGGGUAGCCUACCCAAGGUCCCACUAGAGGCAGUGCAUUUUGUUCAGUCCAGGGGGUGGUGAGCAGGUCGCUUGCAUUUGUUCUGCUCAUUCAAGAUCUUCAGGCCCUGUAUCAUUCAGCCUCUACCCCCUUUGCGCUGUACAGGUACCGUCCUCCACAGGUGCAACUGGUCACCUGGUCUGGGCCACAGACCUGCUUUAACCAGGAGCUCCUUCCUUCUUGCUGAGUACAUAUUGAGAAACUGAUGAUUGCCUUUCUGUGUUGUGAAAGGGAAAGCAUUGGCCUUUGCUGUGGUGCUUAAAUCAUGGUUUAUUACAAAAAAUGUGAAUUUUUAACUAUUGUGAUGAAACGUUUGGGGGCUUUUGCCAGCUUUCGGUCUCAGGAAAAGGUGCCUUUUCUCAGCUGGGCCACAACCUUUCAGCAUGGGGAGAAGUUGGAUUCUCACUGCAGCUGUUGAGCUUGGCCAAGUCAGACAUGUGGGUCUUUCCACUGAUCUCUGUGCCCCAGCCUUCUAUUGAAGGCAGGAGAGUCCAGCUGAAGCUCUUCCCACUCCUGCUGUAGCAACCCAGUCCUUUACUUGGUGGUCGUGUUCUACUGGUCAGUGUUUAAUAGCAGGAGGUAUAAUCCCAGCAAGUAGUUUUCUACUCUGCUGGUGGUGGUGGGUGUCAUGGGGAGCAACAACUCAUCAGCAACUAGUAAACCAGUGCGUGGUGCUUUAACAAGCUGGCAAAUGCUUUUAUGUUAUGAAAAUAUUUUUGGAAUCUUAGUGGUCAUAAACUACUGCUAUAUGCAAGUGUGGACAUGCAAUAAAAUAUUUGUUAAAGCCAAUGUUUAUUCUUUUUGCUGUUGCAAAUGAGUAUUGUGACCAUAAAUGAUAUUAUAAAAGAUUUAAUGAGCAAAUUUGUGUGAUGUCAUUU